AUGAAGCAAAAGUUGGUGAUCAAUGUAUCAAUGAACAAAGAAAAGUCACGGCCCAAGGCGAUGAAGAUAGUCGUCAGCGUCCACGGCGUUGACUCGGCGUCAUUGGCUGGGCCGGACAAGACUCAAAUCGAGGUCACCGGCGACGGAAUCGACUCGGUCGCACUCGUUACUCUGCUUCGGAAGAAAGUGGGAUUCUCUGAACUGAUGAGCGUCGGCCCUUUGGAAGAGAAGAAGCCGGAGGAAGAUUCUAAACCGACGGCCGCCGUAUGGUCCUACGAGUACGCCGCUGGCCCACCUCACUACGUCUACAAUAAUAAUUACCCUUAUCUCUGGAAUUAA
Messenger RNA from Linum trigynum, 339 nucleotides. NCBI's taxonomy places the organism in Eukaryota, Viridiplantae, Streptophyta, Magnoliopsida, Malpighiales, Linaceae. The record is from the annotation of a GenBank genome assembly.